Messenger RNA from Pyricularia grisea, 1375 nucleotides. RefSeq lists its product as uncharacterized. The transcript has 6 exons. The record is from RefSeq and is a predicted model, not a curated record. The coding region runs from base 130 to 1188 and encodes 352 amino acids. Lineage: Eukaryota; Fungi; Ascomycota; Sordariomycetes; Magnaporthales; Pyriculariaceae.
GUUGAGCAAGCCUUUCUAGUUGGCCUACUUCUACUAAAUCCCCCUUAAUUCUAUAAACGUUCACUGACACACCAGUUUAUAAUUUUUUUCCUAUAUUCCAGGUCCCCCAAGACCCGCUUUGUCGACACCAUGGCCUCCAUGUCUACGGAAUACUCCAAGGAGCAGGUGAUCGCUCUGGCAAUUGUAUUCAUGAUAUUUCCCAUGAUAUUCUACGGACUCCGAGUAUGGGCUAGGCUACUGAUCAGCCGCUUUAUGUUGGAUGACUACCUCGCUGGAGGAGCACUCAUCCUUUCCAUCUGUUGCUCUUCUUUGCAGUUGGCAGCGGCCUUUCGUGGACACUUGGGUGCUCACCAGCCACUACUCCUCGAUGGAACAGCCGACAUGAACGAUCCAGGUCUAUCAUUCUUUGAAGAUUCUAAGUUUGCCAUGAAUAUGCUAUCGAUUCUCGGCCUCGGUCUGGUCAAGUCGUCCAUUCUUGUCCUAUACCUCCACCUCUUUCCCAAUGCCUUGUUUAAGAGGGUUGUGUUUGGCAUGCUCGUCUACGUCAUCAUAUGGACGGUCAGCUUCUUUUUCUCGCACCUCUUCACCUGCUACCCCAUCACGACCUUCAUCGAUUUCUUCGAGGGCAAGAACUGCGUCAACCAGACGGCCAUGUUCCUUACGGUCCUAUACACCAACGUCAUCGCCGAUUUGGCGAUUUUGAUCCUGCCGAUCCCCUUGGUGAUGCGCCUCCAGCUUAAGCUCAAGACCAAGAUUGCUGUCAUUGGAAUGCUUAGUCUAGGGGCCGCAACCUGCGCCGUCAGUCUCACCCGCGUGAUUGCCAUCUACGGCGUCGCCCAGGAAUAUAUCAAACAUCCCAACGAUAUCAUUUAUUAUACUGCUCCGGUUUUUUACUGGACGAACAUUGAACUCUCAAUGGCCGUAGUUUGCGCCUGCCUACCGACGCUAAGACCUAUCUGGACCCAUUUCUAUCCCAAAAAAACCGUUACCGGGAACACCUCGUACGAGCUCGGCUACGGCUCUGGCAGGAAGGUUCUCAGGAAGAACAAAGCUAAAAAUAAGACAUAUAUGGAGCUGAAUGAAGGGGAACUCAAUGCUGUCGAGUCUUCCAGGCCGGAGCAGCCCUUCGGCAGGAAUAUUAUUAAGGAGACGGUGAUAUCUCAGACGGUGGAACUUGCGGUCAGGUGAGGCUGGAUUGUGGCCUGAGGAGUAGGCUCGAUGUAUGAUCACUCGUGGGGCUGCUAGCAAAAGGCCUGUAGACUAGGCCUUGGUAACGCGCAGUACUGUAAUUGUCGCAUUAAAUAAUCAGAUAAAUCUCGUCGUCACAUGACAGCUAGCGCUGAGUCAGCGAUAGGAGCAGGAUAAAAGAGCUUCC